GCCUGACACCUCUUCGCUUUUACCUCAGCUGCCGGUCGUAUUGGCGACUAGCCCUGUCAUUCACCUCUCUGUUCCUACCAGGUGCCGGACUAGCCUCUCUGGCCCUGGCGCGCGCCGCGGGUGGGUCAGGGGGAGGAGCUCCUGGUGCUGCUGCUGCUAAGAUCGCCGCCGCCGCUUCUGGUUUCAGCACCUUGGACGGCGGCGGCUGCACAGAAGCCGCCCGGGACUGCAGAAGAAGUCGGGGCAAGAAGAGCGCGGCGCGGCACGAGGAGGCUUGUGGCCCUCCCAGCCGCCCUCCGCUGGGGGCGCCUGCUGCCCUCCAUUGCAGCUGUCCUGGCCCCAGCCUUGCGCCCCCUCCCCCGCCCCCGCCCGGGGCGUUCUUGGCAGCAGCGCUUCCUGAGGUGGUGGUGACAGGCGGCCGGCCUCCCAGGCGUCGUCGCCCAGUGGGGAACAGCUGGUCGGGGCGUUGUUUCCCACGCGCGGUGGUUGUUGUGGUUGCUGCUGCUGCUGCUGGACUCCUGGGUGGUUCGAGCUUCGGGUCAUCGCGGCGUCCAGACCGAAGAGGCCCCCCUCGUGCCUCUAGGCGACGGAUGGACAGUCAGCCUUGUGCUCGCCUUGGGCCAACAAGUUCCUCGCCAACAAGGGGAUCCCCCACUCGGCCUGUGGUUGCUUAGUCGGGACCGAGAGCCAGGGGUCAAACAGGCCGAUUAGAUUCGAGAGACCUUUUGGCUUUGCUUCGAUCAGAGUCCAUGUGAGACUAUGGGAGGUUCCUUCAUGAUUAACCAACGGUGGUUUAGCCCGGGAGCGCGGCGCUCACUCCAGCAACCUUGCCGCUGAACGUGGUGGGUGGGGGGUCCAGAUCUGCAGGACGGGGAGAGGGGCGGCUUAGCUGUGUGAAGCGCAGCCAGAUACGCCAGGCCUGCCAGAGAGGAUGCGGUUCGUCCAUCACCGUGAGGGCUCGAUGGGUGUACGAAGAGCACUCGGUUGAGGAACAGUUGAUUACUCACCCUGACGAUUCUCAAAGGAAAAGGUGGCAGGGAAGAUCAAGGAGCAUCUGCAGUUCCUGUAGAUGGCAGGCAAGCAAGUGCGACAGUGGUAGAGGCAGGAAGAGGAGAAUUGCUUCUCGAAAUAAUUAUAUUGGCUAAAAUAACAUUGCCUGCUCUGGGCAGUAGCUCGGGAGUUCUGUAAGGCCAGUCACUUCAAUAUGUGAAUAUUUUUUCAGCUAAAAGUGAUGAAAGUUAGUCAGCAUGAUAAUUAGUUCAUAGGCAAAUAUAUUUAGGCCAGUUUGAACCUUGGCUUGGAUUCUGAUUACUAAUAUUUUUUAUGGAUUAUUCAAGAAUGACAUCCUGCAGUUGCUACAGUUGAUUGCUUUCUGAAUUCCAGUUCUUGAGUUUGCUGACUGUGGAGUUUCACUCCUUUUAAAGGAUCCUUUUCCAGCCUGCCUUCUGUAUUUUGAUAAAAUGAAGUCUUCAUAUACUUCGGUCAAACUGAGAUUCUAGUUAAUGCAAAAGACUGUAUUGCUGCAUCACUCACUCAAAAAUUUGAGCAGUUCUUUAUUAUUGUUGUUACUGUUAUUAUUUUGCUAAAUGUGAGCCUGUUAAGGGCAAGCAAUUUUUUGUCCCUGCAAAAUCCUUCUUAACAUCUUUUCUUCAAAAUGAAGAAAUUUAACUUUCACAAAGUUUUGGAUGGUUUAACUUCGUCCCCUGGUGGAAGCAGCAGUGGUUCCAGUUUUGGCGGUGGGAGUGGCGGUAGCAGUGGGACUGGAGGUGCUUCUGUACAUUCAGGAGGGACUGCAGGGACUCCCAGGGAGGAAAUCCACGAGAUUCUCACUUCAGACUAUUUUCAGUUAUGCAAGACAGUUCGCCAUGGGUUUCCAUAUCUGCCUACCGCAUUAGCUUUUGAUCCAGUUCAGAAGAUUCUGGCUAUUGGAACAAGAACAGGAGCCAUCCGAAUAUUGGGCAGACCGGGUGUUGACUGUUAUUGCCAACAUGAAAGUGGUGCGGGAGUUCUGCAGCUUCAGUUUUUAAUUAACGAGGGUGCUUUGGUCAGUGCAAGUUCAGAUGACAUGCUCCAUUUGUGGAAUCUAAGACAGAAACGGCCAGCAAUUCUUCAUUCUCUGAAAUUUAACCGAGAACGGAUCACCUUCUGUCAUCUGCCGUUCCAAAGCAAAUGGCUCUAUGUUGGAACAGAGAGGGGAAAUACUCACAUUGUAAAUAUUGAGUCCUUCGUACUUUCUGGAUAUGUUAUCAUGUGGAACAAGGCAAUAGAACUGUCUACAAAGACUCACCCUGGGCCCGUUGUGCAUCUAAGUGAUAGCCCAAGAGAUGAAGGGAAACUGUUGAUAGGCUAUGAAAAUGGAACUGUAGUACUCUGGGACUUAAGAUCAAAAAGAGCAGAUUUAAGACUAUACUAUGAUGAGGCUAUUCACUCAAUUGGAUGGCAUAAUGAGGGGAAGCAGUUUAUGUGCAGUCAUUCUGAUGGUAGUUUGACUCUGUGGAAUCUAAAAAGUACCAACAGGCCAUUCCAGAUCAUCAUUCCACAUGGUAAGAUUCAACGAGAUGGGAAAAAAGUUGAAUCUUGUAAGCCAAUUCUUAAAGUAGAAUACAAGACUUGUAAAACCAGUGAACCCUUUAUAAUUUUUUCGGGUGGCCUCUCUUAUGACAAACCUUGGCGAAGACCAAGUCUAACAAUCAUGCAUGGAAAAGCAAUUACAGUUCUUGAAAUGGAUCACCCAAUUGUUGACUUUUUAACUCUUUGUGACACGCCAUACCCAAAUGAAUUUCAAGAACCCUAUGCUGUAGUUGUACUAUUGGAAAGAGAUCUCAUUGUCAUUGACCUGACUCAAAGCAAUUUUCCAAUUUUUGAAAAUCCUUAUCCCAUGGACAUUCAUGAAUCACCAGUUACCUGCACAGAAUACUUUGCUGACUGUCCUCCAGAUUUGAUUCCUGUGCUAUAUUCUGUAGGCGCUAAACAUAAGAAGCAAGGAUAUAGCAAUAAGGAGUGGCCAAUCAGUGGUGGAAUAUGGAACCUAGGAUCACAGACAUAUCCUGAAAUUAUUAUUACAGGUCAUGCAGAUGGAUCAGUAAAAUUUUGGGAUGCUUCUGCCAAUGCACUUCAGAUAUUAUACAAGUUAAAAACUUCAAAGGUUUUUGAAAAACAGAAGCAAGAAGGAAAACCAACUGCAGAGAUUGUAGAAGAUGAUCCUUUUGCUAUCCAGUUGAUGUACUGGUGUCCUGAAAGUAGAAUCUUCUGUGUAGCAGGAGUCUCUGCGUAUGUUAUUAUUUACAGAUUCAGCAAACAUGAAGUUAACACUGAAAUAUCAUCUUUAGAGGUGCGACUUCAAAGUGAGAUAGAAGAUAUAAUUAGUCCUGAGGCAGAAAUGAUUCCUCCAUUUCCAGAUGCCUCUUUCCAGCUUCCAGCUUUAAAUGAUCUCUCAGGCAGUACAAAUACCGUGGCAUCUGAAGGAACAAUGAAGGAUAGUAUCCCAUGUCUCAGCGUUAAGACUCGUGCUGUGAGGAUGCCUCCUGGUUACCAAGCAGACCUUGUUAUUCAAUUGGUAUGGGUAGAUGGUGAGCCUCCUCAACAAAUAACCAGCCUAGUGGCAAACUCGGCAUAUGGAUUAGUUGCAUUUGGAAACUGCAAUGGUUUGGCUGUUGUGGAUUUUAUUCAGAAGACCACAGUGCUGAGCAUGGGAAGCAUCGACCUCUAUGGAUCUGGUGAUCCAUAUCAACGCCAGCUUCGCUCUCCCCGUAAAAGCAAACAGUUUGCUGCAGACAACUUUUGCAUGCGUGGCCUGUCUAACUUUUAUCCUGAUUUAACGAAACGGAUCCAUGCUUCCUAUCAGAGUCUUACUGAGCUGUCAGAUGGUCCAGUUUCACUAGAGCUGGAGCGCUGCAAGUCCCCCACAACCUCAGAUCAUAUAAAUGGACAUUGUACAAGUCCAACUUCCCAGAGUUGCAGUUCUGGAAAACGGCUAUCUAGUGCAGAUGUCACAAAGAUAAACCGCCGAAGUCAUGGAAAGCCCCCAUUUAGAAAAGCUCAAUCUGCUGCUUGCAUGGAGAUUUCUUUGCCAGUUGCGACAGAAGAAAACAGAGAAAAUUCCUUCAACCAUUCUCGAAGCUCCAGCAUCUCCAGUAUUGACAAAGAGUCUAAGGAAACAAUUACAGCUUUAUAUUUCACUGAGUCAUUUGCACGGAAAAAUGACAUGACGGUGUCUCCUUGUCUUUGGGUUGGUACAGGCCUUGGUAUGGUCUUGACCAUAUCCAUUAACCUGUCCAGUGUGGAUGAAUUAAGGCAGACAGAGCCUGUAACAGUUUCUCCAAGUGGAACAAUUCUGACAGUGAAGGGAACAGUGUUGACUUUUGCUUGUUUGGACUGCAUGGGGACCUUGAUACACCCACCCUACGAAGCAUGGAGAGAUCCGAACAGUACUGAUGAUAAUGAAAGAACAAGGAAAAGGAAAUUUAUCCUGCAUUCUCCAUCAUCCUCCCAGGACAUGGGAGAUCACCAGUUUGCUGUUAUAUGUUCAGAGAAGCAAGCCAAAGUAUUUUCACUGCCUUCCCAGAUAUGCCUUUAUGUUCACAACAUCACAGACACGUCCUUUCUGUUGCGAGCAGAUGUCGUGACUCUGUGUAACAGCGUUUGCCUGGCAUGCUUCUGUGCCAAUGGGCAUAUAAUGACACUAAGUUUACCCAGCCUCCGCCCAUUGCUAGAUGUUAACUAUUUGCCUGUAACAGACAUGAGGAUUGCCCGGACCUUUUGUUUUACCAAUGAAGGACAAGCGUUGUACCUUGGUUCUCCCACAGAAGUCCAGCGAUUGAACUACAGCCAAGAGAUGUGUGACAAUCUACAGGACAUGCUUGGGGAAUUGUUCACCCCUGUGGAAACUCCGGAAGCCCAGUACAGAGGCUUUCUAAAGGGGCUGUUUGGUGGAACUGGUGGAACACUCGACAGAGAAGAGCUCUUUGGUGAAGCUAUGGCAGGAAAAGCAUCUCGAAGCCUUGCUCAACAUAUCCCUGGGUCAGGUGGAGUCGAGGGUGUGAAAGGAGCUGCAGGAUCUGCUAUUGGGGAAUUGGCUCGUGCACGAAUUGCCCUUGAUGAGAGGGGACAGAAACUGGGAGAGCUAGAUGAAAGGACAGCAAGAAUGAUGUCGAGUGCAGAGGCUUUUUCCAAACAUGCACAUGAGGUGAUGCUGAAAUACAAGGACAAAAAGUGGUAUCAGUUUUAGAUUUUUAACCAUGAAGUUACAUUUUAAUGUACUGAGAACACAAAUCAAAGGAAUGGACCUUAUUUUCAAAAAUCAGCCACUGGACAGAAGCAGCCUUCUUCUUGGAAACCUUUCCCUCUUUUACCAUAUCAGACUAUUAAGAGAGAGAGAAGUUUUGAGACAUGGAUGUGUGUUGAGUCUUUGCAGUCAGAUCUCAUUAAGCGAGUAUUUCCCCAGACCAUCAUCUUUAACAGAUAAUAUUUCAACAAUUUCAGGUAUGAACUGAAAGGGAGACUGUUGCUGAUUGAAAACAUCCUUUACAAAGUAGAUUGUUAAUGCAUUUAAACUGAAUAAAACUUUGCAUGAGUAACUGACUUCUUAUACAACAAAGACAAAAACAAAGCAUGAGGGAAAGGGAUUUAUUUCUAAGUUCCACAAUUAAAUAAUAAAACAGCAAAAUCUUUGGUUUAAAAAACAAAACAAGAAGUUGAUACAUUGGAAGCAUGUUGCUCUCCACAGAAGAUAAUAAGCUGCAUUUCUCUUAUUUGACAUCACUUUUCUGUGGCCAGUCUUAGUUUAAAAACACUCAUACAUUUCAUUAGUAGAAAAAUAAAGUAACAUUAAACUUC
Molecule: messenger RNA, 5835 nt
Organism: Hemicordylus capensis (graceful crag lizard)
Lineage: Eukaryota; Metazoa; Chordata; Lepidosauria; Squamata; Cordylidae
Gene: STXBP5L
Product: syntaxin binding protein 5L
Exons: 27
Coding region: 1655-5227 (1190 amino acids)
Biological process (GO): regulation of exocytosis; regulation of protein secretion
Cellular component (GO): SNARE complex; plasma membrane; cytoplasm
Molecular function (GO): myosin II binding; GTPase activator activity; syntaxin binding
Source: RefSeq, a predicted model, not a curated record